AGGAGACGAGGAACUGAUUAGUUUCCUCCAGUCAGCCUUUGAGUAGGAGUGUCUUCACCAGCGGAAGGGAAUGGGGAUACUAAUUUGAUAGCGACGUGACGUUUCAGGUGACCGACUGAUAUGACAGGUCAGUUUAUCUGACCGUGUGCGUCGGGUUAAGUAGCGGGUUGACGGGGUGUGUCGGGCCGGGUAACUGACGGUCGGCUGCCAGACGGUGAGUAGUGCCGGCGCGAUGGAGGCGGUGACGGCGCUGCUGGUGCUGCUGCUGCUGCUGCUGCUGGCCGGGCUGUGGGCGCUGGGCCCCAGCCGGCCGGCCAAUUUUCCACCGGGACCGCGGCCCUGGUCGUGGCUGGGCACGCUGCCCGAGCUGCUGCUGAUGGCGCGGCUCGGCCAGACGGCUGCCUUCGACCGCCUGGCGCGCCGCUACGGGCCCGUGUUCGGCCUGAUGCUGCCCGGCGGCCGGCCACUGGUCGUCGUCCGCGACUUCGCGCUCAUGAAGCAGGCGUUCGGCGAGCCGGCCUUCACCGGCCGGCCCGACAUCUUCGCCUUCAUCUACCGCGCCUUCAUGAAGAAGCAGGGCCUGGUGUUUGCGGAGGGAGAUCUGUGGACCGAGCACCGGCGCUUCGCCCUCUCCCAUCUGCGUCAGCUCGGGUUCGGUAAGCGCAGCAUGGAGCGGCACAUGGCUGACGAGUACCGUGGCCUGUCCCACCAGCUGCGUGCCGCCGCCGGCCGGCCGCUGCCACUCCGCGGACUGUUCGACGCGUCCAUCAUCAACGUCAUCUGGCAGGUGAUCGCCGGCCGGCGGUACGCGCUGGGCGACGGCCGGCUGGCCGAGCUGCAGGCCACUAUCGCAGAGCUGGUGAGCGUGGCGGGCGUGACCGUGCCGAUGAACGUGUGCCCGCCGGUGCGCCACCUGCUGCCACGCUGGUCCGGCUUCCAACUGGCCGACAACCACCGGCGCAAGGUGGCCGACAUGUUCGCCGAACUGGUGCGUGAGCAUGCAGAGACAUGGCGCGCCGGUCAGCCGCCCAGAGAUUAUGUGGACGAGUUCCUGACGGCGGCGGCCGAGCCGGGUGCCGCCGAGAGGGGCUACACGGAACAGAACCUGGCCGUGAUCGGCAUGGACCUGUUCUCGGCCGGCAGUGACACCACGUCGCACGUGCUCGGCUGGACGCUGCUGGAGCUGUCGGUGCGGCCGUCGUGGCAGCGGCGCCUGCAGCGGCAGCUGGACGGCGCCGUGGGCCGGCGCCGGCUGCCGCAGCUGGCUGACCUGCCGCGGCUGCCGCUACUGCGCGCCGUCAUCGAGGAGGUGCUCCGCCGACACACCGUGCUGCCGCACGCGCUGCCGCACUGCACGUCGUUUGGCGCCGCGCCGCUCGGCAGGUACACGGUGCCGCGCGGCGCGUUCGUCUACUCUGACCUGCGCGCCGUCCACAUGGACGAGACCCACUGGGAGGAGCCCGCCGCGUUCCGUCCGGACCGGUUCCUGGACGGACAGGGCCAGUUUCGCGCCGACGAGCGCCAUGUGGCGUUCGGUGUGGGACGGCGCCGGUGCCCGGCCGAGACGGUGGCGCGUCAGGAGCUGCUCCUCUUCACCGGCGGACUGCUGCACCAGUUCACCGUGCGACCCGGCGCGGAAGCCCCGCCGGCGGACGCGGACGGGCCGAGGAAGGAGGGUUUUGUCCACAUGCCGCCAUCGGUGAGCGUGGUGCUCGAGUGGCGCGAGGACGCUGACCUGACGGACCAGGAGCAGCCGACCGACUCGGCAGGCGGCCGCCACCUGCAGAUAACCAGCCCAGCUGCAGCUGACGGAAAGACGCGCUGCUGAGGUCCGAGUCACGCCUGGAGGCUCCCGCGUCUGCUGACCUGGCCAGAUAAACGGACUGAAAUUGACCUUACACGAGCUGAAGACACGGUGUGAGGCUUGUGGGGCGUAUUAUGUAUAACUUGUUACAGUUGUGCUUGAAUUAAAAUAUUUUCGUAAGUUGGCCAAAGUCGGCGUCAGCUAGGAUAACGAACACGACUGAUCGAGCGCUCUGUCGUGAAUUGUAGCGGGAUAUGCUACACAAUACACAUAACUUAUA
Amphibalanus amphitrite is the source of this 2084-nucleotide messenger RNA. Its product is annotated as methyl farnesoate epoxidase-like. Gene Ontology annotation, molecular function: oxidoreductase activity, acting on paired donors, with incorporation or reduction of molecular oxygen, reduced flavin or flavoprotein as one donor, and incorporation of one atom of oxygen; heme binding; iron ion binding. Gene Ontology annotation, cellular component: cytoplasm; intracellular membrane-bounded organelle. Bases 233 to 1828 code for a protein of 531 amino acids. NCBI's taxonomy places the organism in Eukaryota, Metazoa, Arthropoda, Thecostraca, Balanomorpha, Balanidae. The transcript has a single exon. The record is from RefSeq and is a predicted model, not a curated record. Gene Ontology annotation, biological process: xenobiotic metabolic process.